ACAAUUGAUUGUACCUAGUCAGCUGUUUUGCUAAAAUUCAUAACUUGUAUAAAUAAAUAUUUAAACAGAAAAAUAUAUUUAUAUAUUUAGGAACUAUGUGUCAUUUCAAACACUAAAAUUCUACUUUUAAUUAUUAUGGAUUUAUUUUUAAAUUACUAAUUGAACAAUACUUAUAACUUAUUCAACUGGUAAGCGGUGUAUACUCUGAAAAAGCGGCUUUGCCGACUGCAAACGAAUGUCAACGCAAAAUAAAAUAGCACAAAAACAAAAUUUGUAAAUUACAUAUAUGAAUUGCAUUUCUUUGGCGAAAAUAUAAUUUAUGUACAGAAAUAAUAAAUUAUAAACUACAAAAACGAAUAAAUUGUAUAAAGUAUACAUAUUAAAUUAUAAGAAUGAUGGAGGACGAAUUGGUACCCCGCUUACCAGUUGACAGCGAAAUAAUUGACUUUCAGAAUUGGCACAUAAGCUACCUCAAAUCACAUAUACUUAAAAGUAUCUGCAAAAAGGGUCAAGAUAGCAAUUGCAUACAACAUGAAGAUGACUGCUGUGAGUUAUGUACUUAUCGCUAUGCACUUGAACUGCCACACCUGCCCGAUAUGGUGUUCCACAAAAAUAAGUUGUCACUAAAACACAAAGAUGGCGCUCUUUUAGAAUUUCUGCCGAUGGACUCAUUACGCUUGGUUGAAAAUGGAAAACAGCCACUGCAAGUUGCCUGCGCUCAAGAGUGGAAAGAGAGCAGACCUGAUUGUCAUAUGGAAGAAAAGUUUAAACCGUUCGAUUGGACUUUUACUACCGACUACCAAGGUACCUUGAAUGAAAAAUUUCGAGUAGAAAAUUCCGAUAUGUCACUGAAUAAAUUCAAGCUGAUGCAGCGCGAGAAAAUACUAUUUUAUCAUGAUCUCACCUUGUUUGAAGACGAACUGCAUGACAAUGGGAUUUCAUCAUGUUCAGUGAAAAUUCGCGUUAUGCCGUCGGGUUUCUUUAUAUUACUUAGACAUUUCCUACGCGUCGAUAACGUGCUCCUCAAAAUUCACGAUACGCGAUUUCAUUACGAGAUCGAAAAUAAUUAUAUAUUUAAGGAGUAUACGAAGCGUGAAGCCACAUACAGUGAGCUGAAAAAUGUUAGUGCUCAAAUCAAUAUAUUUAAAAUAUGUACAAACACUAAUUAUAUUGUUUUGCAGGUACCACCGCCAUUUUUCACAGUACCCAAUGAAAUUGAGAACUACCUACCGAUUAAGGAAAAGAAAGCUUAUAAAUUGUAUUUCAAAUAAAGAGUUUAAAAUCUAAAAAUACUAUUAUAAGCAAUUUUAAAAAUAAAGAUACAAAACCACCCAGUUUAAAAGAA
Molecule: messenger RNA, 1345 nt
Organism: Bactrocera oleae (olive fruit fly)
Lineage: Eukaryota; Metazoa; Arthropoda; Insecta; Diptera; Tephritidae
Product: TIP41-like protein
Biological process (GO): TOR signaling
Cellular component (GO): cytosol
Source: RefSeq, a predicted model, not a curated record